GGCCCGGCUUCCUGAAGGGAGGAUGGGCUAAGGCAGGCACACAGUGCCGGAGAAGAUGCCCCCCUGGGCCCUCUUCAUGCUCACCUCUUGCCUCCUCCUGGCCCCCCAAAACCUGGCACAGGUCACCAGCCAAGAUGCCUCCUUGCUGGCCUUGGACUCAGAGCCUCUGAACUGUUUCUCCCAAACAUUUGAGGAUCUCACUUGCUACUGGGAUGAGGAAGAAGCAGAGGUACUCAAUGAGACAUACCAGCUACUGUAUGCCUACCCAGGGGAGAAGCCCCGUGCCUGCCCCCUGAGUUCCCAGAGUGUGCCCCCUUUUGGAACCCGCUACAUAUGCCAGUUUCCAGCCCAGGAUGAAGUACGCCUCUUCUUUCCGCUGCACCUCUGGGUGAAGAAUAUGUUCCUGAAUGAGACUCUGGCUCAGCGGGUACUCUUUGUGGAUAGUGUAGGCCUGCCAGCUCCCCCCAGUAUCAUCAAGGCCAAGGGCGGGGGCCAGCCAGGGGAACUUCAGAUCACCUGGGAGGCCCCAGCUCCUGAAAUCAAUGAUUUCCUGAGGCACGAGCUCCGCUAUGGCCCCAAGGAUCCCAAGAACUCCACUGGUCCCACAGUCAUGCAGCUGCUCUCCACAGAAACCUGCUGCCCAGCUCUGCAGAGGCCAAACCCAGCCCCAGCUCUGGACCAGUCUCCAUGUGCUUGGCCCAAAAUGCCCCAACAGGAUGGACCAGAACAGACCUCCACAACUAGAGAAGCACCAUCUCUGACAGUGAUGGGUGGAAGCUGCCUCAUCUCAGGGCUCCAGCCUGGUAACUCCUACUGGUUCCAGCUGCGCAGUCAGCCUGAUGGGGUCUCCCUCCAUGGAUCCUGGGGAUCCUGGUCCCUACCUGUGACUGUAGACCUGCCCAGGGAUGCAGUGGAAAUUGGGCUGAGAUGUUUCACCUUGGACCUGAAGAAUGUUACCUGUCUGUGGCAGCAACAGGACCAUGCUAGUUCCCAAGGCUUCUUCUACCACAGCAAGGCACGGUGUUGUCCCAGUGACAGGGACCUCAACUGGGAGAAGUGUGAAGAGGAAGAGAAAACAAAGCCAGGAUUGCAGCUCCCCCAGUUCUCCAGAUGCCACUUCAGGUCACAAAAUGACAGUGUUAUUCACACCCUUGUGGAGGUGACCACAGCCCAGGGUGUGGUUUCCAGCUAUCUGGGCUCCCCUUUCUGGAUCCACCAUGCUGUGCUCAUCCCCACCCCAAAGUUGCACUGGAGGGAGGUCUCCAGCGGACAGUUGGAAUUGGAGUGGCAGCACCCAUCAUCCUGGGCAGCCCAAGAGACCAGCUAUCAGCUUCGAUACACAGGAGAUGGUCAUCAGGACUGGAAGGUGCUGAAGCCGCCUCUCGGGGCCCAGGGAGAAACCUUGGAGCUGCGCCCUCGGUCUCGCUACCGUUUACAGCUGCGCGCCAGGCUUAACGGCCCCAGCUAUCAAGGUCCCUGGAGCGCCUGGUCCGACCCUGUAAGGGUGGAGACUGCCUCCGAGACCGCCUGGAUCUCCUUGGUGACCGCUCUACUCUUGGUGCUGGGCCUCAGCGCCCUCCUGGGCCUGCUGCUGCUGAGGUGGCAGUUUCCUGAGCACUACAGGAGCCUGAGGCAUGCCUUAUGGCCCUCACUUCCAGACCUGCACCGGGUCCUAGGCGAGUACCUUAGGGAGACUGCAGUCCUGAGUCCGCCCAAGGCCGCAGUCUUAGAUGCCUAUGAGGACGUGGAACCCAGCCUCCUUGAAAUUCUACCUAACUCCUCAGAGAGGACUUCCUUGCCCCUAUGUUCCUCCCAGGCCCAGAUGGACUACAGAGGACUUCAGCCUUCUUACCUGGGGACCAUACCCUUGUCUGUGUCCCCAUCCAUGGCAGAGUCGGGUUCCUGCUGCACCACUCACAUUGCCAACCAUUCCUACCUACCACUAAGCUGUUGGCAGCAGCCCUGACAGUAUUCCUCACUCCUAGCACCCCUGACAGAUCUACACCCUUUAGACCGCUCAGCAGAUCUUCCUACCCUCCACCCUCUGUCCACCCUCAUAGUUGGGCUUACACAACACUGAUUUUACUGUAUGGCUGCCAACACAAAUCCAGGACCUUCUCUCCACGGGUUAGGCUAAUUUGGCUAAACUCCUCUAACCUUGACCUUUCUCACCCCUCUUUAAUGCCAAGCUCUUAGAAAGGAAGUCUCCAAUUCCCUACCUCCCAUUUACUCUUCAGAACUCUUCAGUUAAUUCCCCUACCACCAGUUUGCUAUUGAAAUUGCUUAUGCAAAUUUCACCUCAAACCUUCAAUUACAAGAAUGAUAGGUUCUUAUUAAUCCUCAAUUUAUUUAAUCUCUCUGUGGCAUUUGUCAUGGUUUUUACUACACAUUUCUCCUUUGAAUUCUCUCCUACCUUGGCUUUCUUAACAUCACCAACUCUCCUAGCCUCGUCUUGCCUCUCUGAGUGUACCAUGGUUAAGAGGAUAAGCUCGGAAGUCAUAUCUGGGCUCAUUUCCUAUAUUUCUCAACUGCUGUUUGAUCUUGGGCAAAUAAUGUCUUUAAGCCUUAGUUUUCUCAUCUAAAAAAUGGGGAUAAUAACUGUACCCCAAUAGAGUUGUGAAGUGGAUUAAAUGAGAUAAUCUAAAUAAAGCAUUUAACACACUGCUUAGGACACAGUAAGUGCAUAAUAUAGCUGAACUACUAUUGUAACUGUUCCUUCCUAAUUUCUCAUCCUGACAUCUCUUCCCAUUCUUUAAUUAUUGCAGUCCAUCAAGAUUCCAUUCUUAAUAGCUUCUAAUCCCAUCUAUUCCCAUGGCCCUUACUAUAUGUUUACCAUCCCAAGGUUCUUAUCUCCAGCGCAGACUUCACUACAGCACCUAUGAUGCUUUAUGCAAGUAAUUUUUUACAGCUCUCUCCCACUACAAGAUUGUAAACUCCUGGAGGUCAAGGGCCAUAAUUUCUUUGUCUUCCUGUACCCAGGAAGGGUCCUAGAGUAAUUCCCCCUAGGUCCUAGAGUACUGCUUGGUGCAUGGCAAUAAGCCUUCAAUAAAUGUUUUCCAAAUGAAUGAAGUCUUUCUGGACAAGGCCAUCUUCAUCCCAUGUCAACCUCCCUCAUCCUCUAAGCCAUUCAUAUGCAUCAGUAAAUGUGAUUAAGCCAUUCUGGUUAUAGAUUCCUUUACCCCAUAUACCCCAUUCAAAUUCUUAAUCAAAUAUCAAAUGGUCUUUUUUGCUGACUCCAGUCAUACCCACUAUAUCAGUCAGGAUCUUGGCAGAAAUAGAUGGCACACUCAAACUGGGUGACUUGAGAGUUUAAUG
Molecule: messenger RNA, 3315 nt
Organism: Choloepus didactylus (southern two-toed sloth)
Lineage: Eukaryota; Metazoa; Chordata; Mammalia; Pilosa; Megalonychidae
Gene: MPL
Product: MPL proto-oncogene, thrombopoietin receptor
Exons: 12
Coding region: 56-1966 (636 amino acids)
Biological process (GO): cytokine-mediated signaling pathway; positive regulation of cell population proliferation; hemopoiesis
Cellular component (GO): membrane; external side of plasma membrane
Molecular function (GO): cytokine receptor activity; protein binding
Source: RefSeq, a predicted model, not a curated record